AUGGAAUCAAGAUUGGAACAAAUGGUCUCACCUGCGAAUUUAAUCAGGAUUCGAAGGCUGUAUCGGAAUUACUUUGAAGACCUGUUCGCAAUGGCGGAUUUUGAACUUAUCGCAUUCUUACAUCCGAACUCGUUGCUUUUAUCUCCCACCUUGCCGCUACCGUUGUCAUCUUCUUGGCUUUCCAUCAGCCAAUUGGUAAGAGAGGGAGAAGGAGGGGUUGAUGCAGAUGUUGUGAUGAACAAGUGUUUGGAUAAGGAGAUACACGCUCUCCUUCUUUUUAAAGCUCCCCUUAAAGACCCUGAUGGUGGUCUCUCUACUUGGACAGCUGACGAACAUGACUGCUGUAAAUGGAAAGGAAUUACGUGCAACAACCAAACAGGUCAUGUUACAAAGCUUGAAAUCAGCAACUCUGGUCUUGUAGGUGAGAUUAGCCAUUCUUUGCUUAAUUUAAGCUAUUUGAAUCAUUUGGAUCUUUCCAUCAAUUCUUUUCAUGGAAACAUUCCCAUCUUCAUUGGUUCCAUGACCCAAUUAAUUUACCUUGAUCUUUCCGAUAACUCCUUUUAUGGAACCAUUCCUCCAGAAUUUGAAAACCUCACCAACUUGCAACACCUUCAACUUAGUUACGUUGGAAGAUGUAGAGUUGAAAAGAUAGAGUGGUUGUCUAAUCUGUCUCAUUUGGAGAAACUUGAAUUAGAUGGGAUUUCCCUAGCCAAACAAAAUCACUGGGUAGAUGUAAUUCUGAGUCUCCCGAAACUCUCAUAUUUAUCUUUAGAGGGAUGUGAGCUGUCACAGGUGAUGUAUCCAUAUUCUUCUUCAUUUCUCAACUUUUCUUCUUCUUCUUCAUCUAUUGAAGGCCUUUAUCUUGGAAACAACAGUCUCACCUCAUCCAUGUAUCGUUGGUUGUUCCUAUUAACCAGCAAUAAGCUUGGUUAUCUUGAUCUCUCUUACAACAUGUUAGAUGGGAUACCCAAAUAUCUUGGUAACCUCUGUAGCUUGGAGUAUUUGGAAAUCAGUAACAACUCGGCUGCUGUCCAAUUUCCUGAUUUUCUCAACAACUUGUCUGGAUGCACAUCCCUUUCAUUACAAUGGUUGGAUGCUUCUGAUAGCCAAUUUAUAGAAUCAUUGUCCAAUGAUAUCCAAAAGUUUUCAUCCCUAGAGUACUUGGACUUAUCUCAUAAUCACUUAAAUGGAAGUAUAAGUGAGAAACUGUGGGAACUACCCAGGCUCCGAACUCUUUACCUUUCUUUUAAUAAUCUUACAGUUCCUUCCCCAGAUCACUUGUCAAACAUCUCUUAUUUUCAGUAUCUUGAUCUGCGCUCUUCCAAUAUAGGGCCUCUCUUCCCCAAAUGGAUUCAGACACUCAAAAAUCUUACCCGUCUUGAUCUUUCCAAUACUGGAAUUUCAGACACCAUUCCUCUGGAGUUUUGGGACACGUGGCCUUCUCAAUUAAAAUAUCUGAAUCUCUCUUCCAACAACAUUAGCGGGAAAGUACCAGAUUUAUUAUCAAGUUUUGCCAACGGUUCAAAGAUAGAUUUGAGUUCCAACAACUUUCACGGUCCGAUACUAAAUGUUUCUUCUACUUUGUCAUUAUUAAAUCUUUCCAGAAACAAGUUUUCUGGAGGAAUCUCGUUUAUAUGCCAAAUUGUUGGUGGUUUCUUGUCAUUUCUUGACCUCUCUCAUAACUUAUUCAUCGGACAACUCCCCGACUGUUUGUGGCUUUUCAAAGAGCUAAAAGUUCUUAAUCUCGGACACAACAAUCUCUUUGGAAGGCUUCCUCCCUCUAUUGCAUCUUUGAUAGAAUUAGAGGUGUUGUAUUUGUACAAGAACAACUUCUCUGGAGAAUUGCCUUUGUCUUUAAAGAAUUGCACAAGUUUAAUCUCUUUGAAUUUGGGGGCCAACAAGUUUUCUGGUAAUGUGCCUGUUUGGAUAGGAGAAAACUUAUCAGGGCUGUAUGUUCUUAUCCUAAGAUCAAACAACUUCUUUGGAACCAUCCCUUUACAAUUAUGUCAGUUAGCUAAUCUUCAAAUUUUGGACUUGUCAAUGAACAAUCUUCAUGGAACCAUCCCCUCAUGUUUGAGUAAUCUUACGAGCAUGAUUCAACCAAGAUUCUCACAAGAUGUAAAGUUUUAUACACUUGUAAGAGGUGUUGCAUAUGGAUCGGGGAUAUAUGUUGACCAUGCAAUGAUUGAGUGGCAAGGAGAUGAACACGAAUUCUUUAGCACCCUGAAAUUGUUGAAGACUAUUGACCUGUCAAGCAACAAUUUAACAGGACAUAUUCCAUAUGAAAUUACCAAUCUGUAUGACUUGAUUGCCCUGAGCUUGUCAAAGAACUCUCUAUUUGGAGAGAUUCCACAGAAAAUUGGUGAGAUGAAAAAACUUCUGACUUUGGAUUUGUCUAGAAACAGUUUUUCAGGGCGCAUACCAUCAAGCAUGUCUCAGAUGACUUUACUGAAUGACCUAGACUUGUCAUUUAAUAACUUUUCAGGGAGAAUUCCAUCUAGCACUCAACUCCAGUCCUUUGAACCUUCAAGAUAUGAUGGGAAUUCACAACUAUGUGGACUUCCCCUUACCAAAAAGUGUCCUGGAGAUGAAGAAUCAGAAGUCCCACCAAUCGUUGGUAAAAGUAAGAGUGAUGCGAAAGACAUAGAUGAAUUUUGGGGAUGGUUUUAUGUUGCACAUGGCCCCUACAGAUCAACUAGUUUUCAGAAAGAAACUGUUGAGAUUAAAAGGUUGUGAAUUAUGAAAAUCAUGUGACGAUUCAAAAUUAAAGAGCAAAGCGGAAAGUUUUGUUAGUGUUAUUAUGGAUGAUAGUUUUGUGUUUUGGGUUGAUGUCACUGUUUCCCCACAACUUAUAUAGGUUUUGAUCUCAUUUGGUCACUCGUUUAUCUUUUUGUCAUUCAAAGUCCUAAACUUUCAAGAGAUAUAUCAAAAAGGUC
This is a messenger RNA of Lactuca virosa, 2936 nucleotides long. The record is from the annotation of a GenBank genome assembly. NCBI's taxonomy places the organism in Eukaryota, Viridiplantae, Streptophyta, Magnoliopsida, Asterales, Asteraceae.